AUGGAUCCGCCCUCGGGUGGCCUGUCCGCCACGGAGGAUGACCAGAAGUGUUUUCUUGCAGAUGUGCAGCAUCGGCUUUCCCUGCACUGUUGCCGCGUGUUGGCUCAACUCACGACGCACACGAACAAAUCUUUUCUCGCCCUGGCAAAGCGAGGACGCUCCCCACCACGUCCAGAGGCAGGAGGCGAACGUGCUGAGGACACUGGAAAACGCGAUGAGUUCAGCAUGCACGAGGAGGCCUACCGGUCUGUCCUCAGCGCCAUUGCGGCUUCAUGCACUCUAGGGCAUCGCUCCUGUCAUGCCCUCUGGGGCCCACGUGGGUGUGGUGAGCACCGCAUUCUUCGCCUCGUGGCAAAGGAGUGCAUGCAGCGCAAGGAGACACUUGUGCUUUACCUCGAUGGUGACACUCUCAACGGCGACGAAGAUGGCCUUCGCUCCAUUGCGGGACAAAUGCUGAGUUUUUUGCAGAGCCCACAAUCGGCGCAGUUGCGAGCGGCUGAUUGGUCCUUGCGGACGGGGAACUUCGACUUUGGGUCUCUUUUUGGCUUCUCAAGGUUGCUGCCGCAGGACGUUGAUGAGUCGGCGUCGCACGAGAGCGGCGAUGACACUGCCAAGCUGCCAGCGCAAAGGAGAACUGCGGCUAACCGGCAAAAAAAAACUGGAAAAGAGAACGACAGGGAGGCGGCGAGAAAGCGGGCUCGCGCGCCAUCGCCUGCUGACUCGGGGAGUGAAGAGGGAAGCCUAGACGGGGAUGGACGCCCGCUCUUGAUGACGUCAACGAUGGCGUCGGCCACAGGAGGUGUUUCGAGUGCCUUGCCAGCCUUGCAGCGGGCGCUUCUUUUGAUGAAGAGUUAUGGCACAAACCUUGUCGUUUGCAUCCGUCGCGUGGAAAGGUUUGGUAUUUGGUGUGACCAACUCCUGUACGUGCUCUCCGGGCUCAUGCACGAGAGUGACGGUCGAGGCGGCGGCAUGUCGCUCGUCAUGACCUCAUCGACGCCCGACAUUCGGCAGCUAGAGAAACGUCUCUCGAGCCGACUCACUUGUGAAACGCGUUGCAUCCCAUUGCUUCCGUGGACCGCUAGCCGCGUGGCUAGGGCCUGCCUCGUAGAGGUGAAGGAAACCCUGCAACACCAGCUUGAAAAGAGGGCAACGGUGAAGAAGAGGGCGGAAAGCAGGAGGGAAAAAACCUCUGCUUCGGGAGUUCCGUCGCUGCCUGGGGCGGAUGGCUUGGUUCCUCCCCACACGGGGUGGAGCUUUGAUGUCGUGAGCGCCGCGCAGAAGGGAGGAAACCAACAGGCACAUGCGACGUUGGCCACAUCCGCGGCCUCGCCGCUUGCCCACGGGCAGUUGUUGGAGAAAACGAUGCUGGAGAUGCUGAUGGCUGCCGUGGCAGAACUGGACGAGGCCGACAGUGUCGGACGUGAGCCACUGAACGACGGCGUCUUCGCGCGACGAGUUUCACAAGUCUCUAAGGAUCUGAGGAGUAUCGCUGCCACAGCUGGACGAGUGGUGGCGUCUGUCUCGUCGGCUUUUGGCGAAGUUUGUUCUGGGCGUCUAGCGUUUCUCAGUGAGAAGAGUCGUCGCAGCACGUUAUUGUGGUUGGCAAUAUGGUUGAAAAAGAGCGGCGGCGACACGAGUUUGCGGGAAACCUUCGCGACGGCCCCACAGGCUGUACGGGCACUGUGGUUAUCGACUUCUUCCAAGAACCACACUCGGAAUACAACCGAGGCGGCGUCGGCGUCGGCGUCUUUUGAUGGGCGCCAGCUGUUAUUUGACGACCUGCUCUCGGAUUGCCGUCUUGUGGAACUGGGGUAUUGCUCUCGCGAAACAUUCCUUGUCCUGCUGUACGUGUACUUGCGGCACGAGGCGGGGGUGACGCGAACCGUUGUUGACCUGCUGGAGGACGUCUCGUCUUCCAUGGGGACCCAAGCAGCCGCGGCUCUUGACCGUGCGGCUUUUCGUGUUGCUAUUGCCGCAUUGCACCGUUGGCGCAUUCUUCGCGUCGCCGGAAAGAGUGGCGCCGGCGUGGUUUCACUGCGCGGUAGCCCGGCGAGACUUCGGGAAUUCCUGCAGUCGGUUCUGCGUCGGGCGGACUACUGUGGGUCCGUGUUGGGGCUGGAGGCGAAGGAGCUGACAAGGCUGCGUAGUCUCGUAUGA
Molecule: messenger RNA, 2157 nt
Organism: Trypanosoma conorhini
Lineage: Eukaryota; Euglenozoa; Kinetoplastea; Trypanosomatida; Trypanosomatidae
Exons: 1
Coding region: 1-2157 (718 amino acids)
Source: RefSeq, a predicted model, not a curated record